Messenger RNA from Dovyalis caffra, 2271 nucleotides. The record is from the annotation of a GenBank genome assembly. NCBI's taxonomy places the organism in Eukaryota, Viridiplantae, Streptophyta, Magnoliopsida, Malpighiales, Salicaceae.
AUGCCUAGUAUUACUGUUAAUGUCAAAAGGAUGGAACUUGAAGAGGUGCAUUCUGAUCUGUGUUCCUUAAGAAAAUUAUAUGGGCUCCUACAGGGUAGUCAAGCCGAUCUGCAAAUGUCAGGCUUUUUGGAUGAGAGAGCACGAGGGCUUCUGAAGAAUCUGCUAGAUGCUGCUACAGAGAAGGCUUUAUUGGCUUAUUCAAAGAUCAUAGCGGCAGCACAAUCAGGUGUGUCUAACAUACCCUACUCUUCUCGAUCAGUGCAGCCCAAGACCGUGCCAUAUUUGGAAUCUCCUGUUUCAGCCAAUGCAGUGAAGGCUUCUCCAAGUACCAUUCAGAGUUCAAAUGCUAAUACAAAUUUUUGUGCAAACAAUUCAUGGAAAGAUGAGCAAUCACUUAUUAAGCCAACACCUCAGGAUGCAGGGUCAGAGCAUUCCAAAUUCAGUGUCUCAUUAAACAAACCUGAAAGUAGAAAAAAACUCUGUCGAGUUUGUAAGCAAAACAGCGUGAAGCUGCAGAAAUUGGCCAAGAAUUUGAACGAAGAUGGUAAUUAUAGAGAUCCGGAACAUGUCGAGGCUCAUUGGAUUAAUGGGAAUGCAAAAGGAUCGCUCGAGCUAAAAUUGAAGGGUCUCAAAUCAGCAGUGACUAGUAGUGAAGAGCCAAGACAGAGAAGAAAUUGUGAAAUUCAAUGUCAACCAAGUGUUCCUAGUUCCACUUUUUGUGCCUCAAGUUCGCCGGGUACUAGGUUUGUUAAACUAGGAUCUGAACUUCUAUCUGGUCACAUUGAUAAGCAUCGAGAGGAUGCAGAGAGUAAUUCCUCUAAGAAAGUUGCAAAAGCUAUGAAAUCUAGUGAAUCUGGAAUGUCCUCGUCAUCGUUGCAGCUUUAUGGUGAGAAUGUGGAUUCACUUAAAGCUAACAAAGCAGCUUUCGACCAUAAUUUGUCCAAAGAGGAUAACUCAAUAAGAACUAAAAUGCAAUCGAUACAAGGGGAUGGUUCGGCUGCAAUGGGUGAAAUGAGUCCUGCCAAGAGACAAAAUGUGGAUAGUUCAGUUGCAGUGAGCGAAAACCAUGCAAAGAGACAGUAUGUGAGAGAAAUUGUUGAGAGAAUUGAGUCACUCAAUCGAGCUUCAAGUCAGAAGAACUAUCAAACACGUCAGUCUGUUCAUGGGUUGCAGGUUUCCCCGCGUCACAACGAUGUAGUCAAGGAGUCCUCAAAGCAUGGUAUGAAGGUUCGGCAAGGCCCUCCAUUUCGGAAUCCAGUGGCUCGGCUGGAGGAAAAAUCCAGGCCAUCUGUAACAUCAAUACCUCUGUCUGCAGGGUUAAAGGUGCCAACUCACAAAAGAAACCCGUCACCUCAGACAUUUAUAAGGCCAACACUGCUAGAUUAUGGUGAUCGUCACAAGAGAAGCACCCCAAAGAGAUCUUAUGUGGGCUCACAAGAAGAUUCAGAUGAGGCAACCAGCUCAAGUUCAAACCAUCGCUCGCCGGAACUGUCAGACGAGCCAGCCAGCUCAAGCUCUAACCCUCACUCACCAGAACUGUCAGAUACCACAGCUAGCUCAAGCUAUAAUUCCCGUUCACCAGAAGAGUCAUAUGAGACAGCCAGCUCAAGCUCUAGUACUCCUCACUCUUCUUACAGCUGGACAAGUCAGCAGCAGACACCAGGCAGCAGCAGAGGUAGCGAUGAGGGUUCUGAAGAUUACUAUGAGCGUGGAGAUCCUCCACCGAGAGUAAUGGGUCGUAGUAGAAGAUACCGAUCACCGAGCCCUAUGAAGAAAGCAACUGGAGGUUUUAGAGGGCUAAAAAACAAGCUGGGGCUCAUUUUCCACCACCAUCACCACCACCACCACCACCAUCAUCAUGAUGACAAAGGUAGUGAGAAGGCACCCACCAGAUCCAUGUGGAAGAACUUGCACAAAAUGUUCCAACACAAAGACUUGAAGCACGGUAAGGCCUAUCAGAAAAAAGCAGUUGAGAAGUUCAGAAAAGCUGUAGUGGUAAGUAACAAGAAGCAGAAGGCUGGACAUUUUCAUGCAUUGGUUAAAGGGUUGAUGAAGCAUGCUAGAAAGUCAAAGAAAAAGAAACCAAAGCCUUCCAAAGGUGGGAUCGGACGACAAAUAGGACAUGCGAAAAAUGGCCGUGAUAAUAAUAAGCAUUGGUGGAAAAUGUUUCAUCGCCAUCGACGAGGAGUAAAGCUACCGAAUAGAGGGCGUGUUAAGCUUGGAAUUCCCUGCAGAAAGAACAAGAAACCCCGGCUAAAAGCCCUGAAAUAA